Molecule: messenger RNA, 786 nt
Organism: Emiliania huxleyi CCMP1516
Lineage: Eukaryota; Haptophyta; Isochrysidales; Noelaerhabdaceae
Exons: 1
Coding region: 1-786 (261 amino acids)
Source: RefSeq, a predicted model, not a curated record
AUGAGACCUCGCCUACCUCCGCUGCGACUGCGGAGCAACGCAUUCUCCGCCCGCACCGCCGACGCGCUCUCGCGCCGGAGCGGCCUGGCGUGGACCGACGUCUACGCCGAAACCGACGCCGCUCAGCUGAUCUCCGUCGGAGAGAGGACGCUUGUGCGGAACGCGAGUGGGCCUGGCCUCUCCGCCUCGCUGGCCGCGCCGAUACUGAGCGUCGGGACGCACCGCAUUCGCUUCGUCAGCUCCGGCGAGGGGUUGGUGGUUGGCGUCGCUGCGGCGUCGCCCGCGCUGUGGGGAGCAAGGGCUUGGGGCCUGGGAGGCUGGAGCGGCUGCAUGCACGCGUGCCCGUCGGCGGUGGAGGACGGGCUGGUGGGCGAGGAGGUGCCGCUCGCGCAGCUGGCCGACGAGGACGGCCGCAGGGCGCUGACGAUGGUGGUGCAGGUCGGAGAGCACUCGUCGCGGCUCGGGUUUGAGAUUGCCGAUGGCGCAGCUGAGCCCUUCACGUCCAAGCUGCUGCUGCCUCCCGGCCCGCUGCGGCCGUGGGCGCUCUUCACCUCGGAGGGUGGCGGCGGCGCGCCCGGCGCCUCCCUCUCGCUGCUCGGCUACUCUGGGGAUGGCGGCCCCGGCUUGAACCUACCUCUGCCGGCGCAGAGGCAGAGCCAGAGGGAGGCGGUGGUGGGGCGCGGUGGGGCGGCGGUGGAGGAGCCCGAGGAGGAGGAGCUGGCGAUGGAGGCGGCGGAGCGGCUCGCAGCGAUGGCGGCGCCGGCGUGGAGGCGAGUGGAGCAGUGA